Molecule: messenger RNA, 342 nt
Organism: Lagenorhynchus albirostris (white-beaked dolphin)
Lineage: Eukaryota; Metazoa; Chordata; Mammalia; Artiodactyla; Delphinidae
Gene: TMEM272
Product: transmembrane protein 272
Source: RefSeq, a predicted model, not a curated record
AUGUCUCUCCUACUGUACAACUCCACCAGGAUGAGGCGGCUUCUGUCCAAGGCCGUGGUGAUUGAUGAUGGUGACGACGAUGUAUAGCCCUAGAGGCAGAACGCACACAAUUACAUCCACCUUCUCAGCCUCUUCCUCUUCCUCUGGUUCUUUCUGGGAAAUUACUGGGUCUUUUCUGUUUACCUGCCAGAUUUUAUUCCACCUUUCCAGCAGCCUCAGGAUUACUGUGACAAAACCCUGUACCUCUUUGCAGUGGGUGUCCUCGUGCUGGGCUUGCUUGUGCUGGGCAGCAGCUGUGUCCACGUGUGGUCCAGGUGGAGGCCUGCUGCUGAGGAAGACUGA